GCAGUUUCCUUGUUCGAGUGGUGUUGUGUGGCAUGCUACACCAAAUACUUUUGAUUUUGGUGUUCUUGGUGUUGGCGAAAGAUGCAUCCUUUGCAUCUCCAACUUUACAAAUAGUAAAUGAAGAGCCCACCCACGCAGAAGCCACCAGGGAUGUGGAGAAGACUAAGAACCUCACCAGAACAAACUUUGCACAAUUGGAGAAAUUGAGCAACAGGUCCAGAUAUGUUGCAAGAAGCUGUAAAGAGAUCAGGUACAGAUAUAAUGAACAUGAAGAUGGAUUGUAUUACCUGACCACUGCUAAUGGCAUGGUCUAUCAGACUUUCUGUGAUAUGACCACUGCGGGAGGUGGCUGGACGCUGGUGGCGAGCGUCCAUGAAAACAGCGUUUAUGGGAAGUGCACAGUGGGCGAUCGCUGGUCGAGCCAGCAGGGCAACAAUGCUAAUCUGCCGGACGGGGACGGUAACUGGAUCAACAGAAACACCUUUGGAGCAGUAGAGAGCGCCACCUCAGAUGAUUUUAAGAAUCCAGGUUACUAUGAUAUAGUGGCAGGAGACAUGUCUGUGUGGCACGUUCCCAACAACUUCCCAGUGGAGCACUGGAACCUGGCAGCCAUCCUCCGCUACCACACUGACAACCGCUUUCUCCGCCUGUAUGGAGGGAACCUCUUUCACCUCUUCAAGCAAUAUCCAGUGAGAUACAACAUUGGCUCGUGCAGCAACAGAGGACCAGUUGUUCCCAUUGUGUAUGACCAUGGAAACAAAGAGUCCACCAGAAUGUUAUAUGGACCCAAUUCAAGAGCGGAGUUCGAACCAGGUUUCAUCACAUUCAGAGCAAUAAACAAUGAGCGUGCAGCCAUGGCUAUCUGCUCCGGGGUCAAGCCGACUGGAUGCAACAGUGAACAUUACUGUGUAGGAGGUGGUGGAUAUUUCUACCCUUCGCAGUGUGGGGACUUUCCAUCAUUUGACUGGAACGGAUUUGGAAGCUUGCAAGGCUGGAGCGCCUCUAAAGAGAUUACUGAGGCUGCUGUUUUAUUGUUUUACCGCUGA
Plectropomus leopardus (leopard coralgrouper) is the source of this 1046-nucleotide messenger RNA. RefSeq names its product intelectin-like. NCBI's taxonomy places the organism in Eukaryota, Metazoa, Chordata, Actinopteri, Perciformes, Serranidae. Gene Ontology annotation, molecular function: oligosaccharide binding. The record is from RefSeq and is a predicted model, not a curated record.